Molecule: messenger RNA, 529 nt
Organism: Thamnophis sirtalis
Lineage: Eukaryota; Metazoa; Chordata; Lepidosauria; Squamata; Natricidae
Source: RefSeq, a predicted model, not a curated record
AUGCGAAUGUGGUGGCUCCCAAGCCAGCUCUCAUCGCGUGAGUCGAAGAAGCCGCGCGCGCCCAGUGAAGCCCAGAAGAAGCGCCGGCAACAAGCAGAAGCCAGGGAAUCAAAACUGCACACAGAUGUGGAUCACGGAGAGGGCCGCAUCAAGUAUGUCUUGACCGGAGAAGGGGCUGGCACGGUCUUCGUCAUCGACGAGAAGACGGGCAACAUCCAUGUCACCAAGACGUUGGAUCGAGAGGAGAAGGCACAGUAUACGUUACUGGCUCAAGCGGUAGAUCGGGCCUCCAACCGGCCUCUGGAGCCCCCCUCCGAGUUCAUUAUCAAAGUCCAGGACAUUAAUGACAACCCGCCCGUCUUCCUUCAGGGCCCCUAUCACGCCACCGUGCCGGAGAUGAGCAAUGUCGGUACGUCCGUGAUCCAGGUGACAGCGCACGAUGCGGACGAUCCGACCUACGGGAACAGCGCCAAGCUGGUCUAUACGGUACUCGAGGGCUUGCCGUUCUUCUCCGUCGACCCCCAGACGG